This is a messenger RNA of Malassezia pachydermatis, 1854 nucleotides long. Its product is annotated as p-loop containing nucleoside triphosphate hydrolase protein. Bases 1 to 1854 code for a protein of 617 amino acids. The record is from RefSeq and is a predicted model, not a curated record. The transcript has a single exon. Gene Ontology annotation, molecular function: ATP hydrolysis activity; ATP binding; ABC-type transporter activity. Gene Ontology annotation, cellular component: membrane. NCBI's taxonomy places the organism in Eukaryota, Fungi, Basidiomycota, Malasseziomycetes, Malasseziales, Malasseziaceae.
AUGAGUCGUCUCUCAUGGACGGACGUGACCUAUACUGUGAAUGCAAAGAGUUCCAUGUGGCCUUUCGCCAAGCGAUCAAGGAACCCCGAUGCCCCUAGUAAAGUGAUGCUACUCGAUUCCAUCUCUGGUCAAGUCAAGGGUGGUGACAUGUUGGCCAUCAUGGGUCCUAGCGGUGCCGGCAAGAGCACUCUUCUCGAUGUGCUGGCUGACCGCAAGCAAGCAACCUCUGGCUCGAUUAAAGUGCCAGGAGAUCACCCAGUGAAGAGCAUCUCGAAUUAUGUCGAGCAGCAUGACGCCUUACUUGGUGUCCUUACCGUUCGCGAAACUCUUUGGUACUCUGCCAAGUUGAGUAUGGACAAAUCGUCAACAGCGGCGGAAAUCAACGAACGUGUGGACGCUGUCCUAGAUGGCUUGGGUCUGCGCGGUGUGGCUCAUAACAAGAUUGGCACACCCAUUCAGCGUGGCAUCAGUGGUGGCCAAAAACGUCGCGUCACCAUUGGAUGCAGCUUGGUAGCGAUGCCUUCGCUACUGUUCCUAGAUGAGCCUACAUCCGGUUUGGAUAUCCACACGGCCUACGAAGUGAUGCACAGCAUCCAGCAGUUUGCUAAGAUGUAUGAUAUUGCUAUUGUGGCCACGAUUCACAGUCCCAACUGGGACAUCUUCCGUCUCUUUUCGAAUGUCUUGCUGCUGGCCCAUGGUAAAACCGUAUACACAGGACCCAUUGAACUGGUGGCACCGUACUUCGAGGCGAACGGCCAGCCAUGCGGCACAUUUACAAACCCAGCGGAUCAUAUGAUGCGCCUUGUCAGUGACGAUUUUAAGUUGGUCGAGAAAACAGGCGACAUGGAAUCGGAUGCGAACCAUGGCUACGGUAUGACCGUCCUGCAAUGGGCUGAGCGCUGGAAGACCACAGGCGAGCAAUUUUUGCACGACCGCACGCAUGUGGACAAGCCAGAGCACAAUAUGAGCAAUGAUAACAUGCAUGAUCUGCGCUUCAACAAGCACAGUUUCUGGGGUACGACGUGGACACUGUCUCGCCGCAAUCUGCUCAACUACCGGCGAAAUCUGCUCGCCUAUGGUGUGCGUUUUGGCAUGUACAUUGGUAUGGGUGUUCUGCUAGCUACCAUCUGGGUCAAUCUACCGCAAAAUGAUACACAUGUACAAGACCGCCUGUCUGUGCAUUUCUUCUCGGUGGCAUUCUUGGGCUUUAUGAGCGUUGCAGGUAUCCCAAGUUUCUUGGAGGAGCGCGGCGUGUUGCUGCGUGAGCGUUCCAAUGGCUUGUACGGCCCUGGGCCCUUUACAUUGGCGAAUACAAUUGUCUCACUGCCGUUCCUGUUCAUCUGUUCGCUGGUGUUUGCUAUUCUGUGCUAUUGGUCGAUUGGGCUGCAUCCUGGAGGCGUAGCCUUUUGGCGCUGGCUCGUGUUCCUGUACCUGGGCAUAUUGGCAGCAGAGAUGCAAUCACUCCUCAUUGCGGCUCUCGUCCCGAUCUUUGUGGCUGCAUUGGCGUUGGCUGCCUUCUUGAAUGGGUUCUGGAUGUGCACACAAGGCUACUUCAUCCGCACCGUCAAUUUGCCUAGAUUUUGGUACUACUGGGCACACUUUAUCAACUACGAGACAUACGCAUUUGCUCUCUUGGCACGUACAGAUCUAAUGGGGCUCCAAUUCCCAUGCAACGACUGCACAUGUCAAUGGCCUGUCUCGGCGGAAGACAAGUGUGCGUCGUCAGGCGACUCGAUUAUCAAAGGUCUCCAGCUCAACGAAGUGGACCUUGGUGGUCAGGCUGCCAUCCUUGUAUGCAUCGUGAUUAUCUACCGCCUGGUGUUCUACGCCAUCUUGAAACUCCAGCGUGCCUGA